This is a messenger RNA of Malania oleifera, 444 nucleotides long. RefSeq lists its product as uncharacterized. Lineage: Eukaryota; Viridiplantae; Streptophyta; Magnoliopsida; Santalales; Ximeniaceae. The coding region runs from base 1 to 444 and encodes 147 amino acids. The transcript has 3 exons. The record is from RefSeq and is a predicted model, not a curated record.
AUGGAGAAAAUGUUGGCUGUGUUACCUUGUACUGAUGCACAAAAGGUUAUCUUCGCUACCUUUAAGUUAACAGGGGAGGUCAAGCGCUGGUGGCAAGCAGUAAAGCUAUUAGAGGAAAAGCAGGCAGUACCUGCGGAUAUGACUUGGAGUCGAUUUAAGGAGCUUUUCUACAAUCGGAUGGAUCCAAAAGGAAAUAGUGCACAUGCGAGUGGCAGUGAUGGAGCAGGACCACCAGGUGCAACUGGGACUGACUCUGACCCGUACGCUGCGAAGUUCAUGGAGCUAUCCCGUUUUGCACCUUUUAUGGUUCCAGAUGAGUUCCAGAAGGCGAGGUGGUUUGAGAGGGGAUUGAAACCGAGAAUUCACGAGCAAGUGGCAGUCCUGAAGGUGCGGAGCUUUUCAGAACUAGUGGAUAGAGCCACCAUGCAAGAAUUGAGUCUGUAG